This is a messenger RNA of Prunus armeniaca (apricot), 825 nucleotides long. Lineage: Eukaryota; Viridiplantae; Streptophyta; Magnoliopsida; Rosales; Rosaceae. The record is from the annotation of a GenBank genome assembly.
AUGCCCUUUGGGCUGAAGAAUGCUGGUGCAACCUACCAAAGGCUGGUGAACAAAAUUUUCAAGGAGCAAAUCGGCAAGACUAUGAAGGUCUACGUAGACGACAUGCUAGUCAAAGCUCCCGAACGAGCAGACCACAUCAAGGCAUUCAGCCUACUCCGAAAGUACAACAUGAAGUUGAACCCGAGCAAAUGCACAUUUGGAGUCUCAUCCGACCGAUUCCUUGGAUACUUAGUCACCCAAAGAGGAAUUGAGGCACAUCCAAAUCAAAUCAAGGCUAUACUCAACAUGAAGCCAUUUUUCAAAGCCUUGAAGAAUGGACACAAAGACAAGUGGGAUGACGAGUGUGAAGUAGCUUUUCAAAACUUGAAAACUUACCUCACUUCACCUCUAUUGCUCUCAAAGCCGAUACCAGGCGAAGACUUGUACAUCUACCUAGCGGUGUCCGACUCAGCUGUCAGCUCAGCUCUCAUCCGAGAAGAGCUGGGGGCACAACAUCCGAUAUACUACACUUCAAAAGCUCUCCUCGAUGCAGAGACUCGCUAUCCGAAAAUGGAGAAGCUCAUUUUUUCGCUUGUGGUUUCUGCGAGAAAGUUAAGGCCCUACUAUCAAGCACACCGGAUAAUUGUCAUAACAGAAUUUGCUUUGAGAUCGAUCCUUCACAGCCCCGACGCUUCUCAGCGACUCAUGAAAUGGGCUAUCGAACUCAGUCAAUACGACCUCCUUUACCAGCCGAAGACUGCUAUAAAUGCCCAAGCUUUAGCAGAUGAUCACGAAAAGCAAGGAAAAAGCGGACGACACCUCCCCCACCGAUUCGAACCUACCUAA